AUGAACUCAGCGUUCUGUCUGGCCAAACUCUAUUUCUCUUGCCAAUUUACAGAGACUGAAGCCACACACCCAGAUUUCAACAAAGACAAGCCUAUUGAGAUCACUAAAUCCCCUUACCCUAACUGGAAGUAUAGGGAGGGUAUGCCCGAUAAUAAAAUAAAUCUUACUCAAAAGCAUCAUAAAAUCAAUCCCUAUACACCAGAUCAGCCAACAAUCAACAACUAUCGCUUACUACUCUCGGGCAUUGCACCCCGACCAAUCAGCUUCCUAAGCACCGUCAAUUCCGAAAAACAGAAGAACCUUUCACCCUUCAGCUACUUUCAAGUCAUCAACCAUAACCCACCAAUAUUUAUUAUAGGAUUCUCAUCGCGUCUAGGACGCGUUAAGGACACAUACCACAACUUGAAAGAGACUAGAGAAUAUAUCAUUAACACUAUCUCUAAAAAUAUAAUCAAAGCCAUCAACACUACUUCUAUUGAUACACCUUACAGUGCGCCAUCAACAACUAUAAAACCUUCGCGCGUGGAGGAGUCAGUCUUUAAUAUCAAAGACAAAAUUAAGGAAGGUACCACCGAUACAGAUUACAACCAUAUCAACCUAAACAAGCUACGGCCAAUUGGACAGCUUAACAGUAUUUCCUACAGCCAUAUUAUAUCAACCUUCAAGCAACCACGGAACAAGUAG
This is a messenger RNA of Aspergillus ibericus CBS 121593, 684 nucleotides long. RefSeq names its product flavin reductase family protein. Gene Ontology annotation, molecular function: FMN binding. Lineage: Eukaryota; Fungi; Ascomycota; Eurotiomycetes; Eurotiales; Aspergillaceae. The record is from RefSeq and is a predicted model, not a curated record. The transcript has 4 exons. Bases 1 to 684 code for a protein of 227 amino acids.